CUUGAUGCUGCAGUCAUUGAAGUAGUGCGCAUCUGUCGGUAUCAGCUGUAGUGGCGUCACGUUGAUAAACGACUCGGAUAAAAUUGAUUAUAUUUUCCAUUUCUUGAAAAAAUAAUUUUUUUCUACGGAUGACCUUCCUAACAAGUUUGUAGUCAACGAUUCAAGGCUUACAAUUAAGUAUAAGUUUACAUUUUUUUAGACAUUUUCUAAGAAUCUGAAGCCGUUUAUAUAAGUUGGUUGUGAUACCUGCAUUGUCAUUGUUAAGUUGCAAACAAUACGAUUUUACGGUCUUCCAAAAAGUACGUUGAGAUUUAAAAGAUAAUAGAAUGGUAAAAAGGGAUUAGGCUACCGAAGAAUCUUAAAAAGAUGAUAAAAGGACCUUAAUCUAACAAUUUCUUAAAAUUGGAUUCUAAACAACUCAUACAUUCCCGUACAUAUAAUUGAUGUAUCUUACAAUUAGCAGUCGCAAUAAUAUAUUGUAAUGUAACAGACGACGUGGUACAAAACCACGUUAUAAUUAUUCAUGUGUUCCCUGCCCCGACAAGUGUAUGACGAGGCAACGUCGUCGACGAGCUACGAUAACGUGGUGGAACAUACCGAAUUGCCUCGACAAGGAAGCAUGUCUUAUUCGAGUGAACUGUCACGUUCCCAGGAAUAUCUGAGUUUUCGUAGCUCUGUACCGCUGAGAAAGAUUGUCGUCGAUGCCGAUGGCGCCAAGGGAUGGAAGGUGUAUGAUUCCAAUCCAAAAACUAUCAAGUGCCCGCUCAUAUGUCUUCCACCAGUCUGUGGUACCGCUGAUAUUUUUUUUAGGCAAAUAUUAGGACUGGCUGCAAAAGGUUAUAGAGUUAUAUCAGCUGAGCCACCAGUAUAUUGGAGUAUAAAGGAAUGGUGCGAUGGAUUCAGAAAACUGUUGGAUUACUUGGAACUUGAUAAGGUCCACCUUUUUGGUGCUUCGUUAGGUGGUUUUCUGGCACAGAAGUUCACAGAAAUAAAUGCACACUGCCCUCGAGUAGUAUCUUUAGUUCUAUGCAAUACUUUUACAGAUACAUCUGUAUUUAGUUACAAUGAUUCCGCAGCAGUUUUUUGGAUUCUACCAUCAAUGGUACUAAAGAAAAUGGUUAUGGGAAAUUUUGCAACAGAGAAGGUUGAUGGAGAGAUGAUAGAGGCAAUCGAUUUUAUGGUGGAACGGCUGGAGAGCUUAACGCAACCUGAAUUAGCAUCUCGUUUAACAAUGAAUUGCAUAAAUUGUUAUGUACAACCUCAAAAGAUAUGUCAUUUACCAAUAACGAUAAUAGAUGUAUUUGAUGAAUAUGCUUUAUCAAAUGCUGUUAGGGAAGAAAUGUACAAAUGCUAUCCGAAUGCAAAAUUAGCACAUUUGAAAAGCGGUGGGAAUUUUCCAUACUUGAGUCGAUCUGCCGAAGUUAAUUUGCAUUUACAGAUACAUUUAAGACAGUUUGAAGACACUGAAUAUGCAGCCUCAGAAAAAACUAAAACUUAGCAUAAUACAUUUUUGUUAGGAAAAAUUAAACAAAAAUGGAUUCUGCUAUUCAUAAACAGAUAUUGAAAAUAUGAAUAUCUGAGCCAUUUAUAUAUAUAUAUCGAGUUAAAGAUACAAUUUAGUUGACAUCUUUCAAUUUAGUUCUUAAUAAAGCAAUAAUUUGUUACAUCCAAA
Camponotus floridanus (Florida carpenter ant) is the source of this 1672-nucleotide messenger RNA. Its product is annotated as maspardin. The record is from RefSeq and is a predicted model, not a curated record. Bases 524 to 1498 code for a protein of 324 amino acids. The transcript is spliced from 7 exons. Lineage: Eukaryota; Metazoa; Arthropoda; Insecta; Hymenoptera; Formicidae.